AUGGAUUAUUGGACGCGCUCAUCCAACCGCAACUCGCUCGAAAGCAUCGGCGUGACGUAUGACGAGCGUGAAACCAGCCCGGCGGUCAAUGGAAACGUUGGCGAGCGGGCCAGGCACGUUCAAGUGGCGACCCCAGACAUGUCUUCGCCGCCGUUUCAAUCGCGCUCCAAUCAAGACCGUGACUGGAGUAGUUUUACAGACGAAUUGACGACAACAGACACCACAGGCUUCACAAGCUCGUCACGACAGUUAGGCGGACUCUCUGUGCAUCAUCGCGAUAGGAAUUUGCUUGGUUUUACCUUCAGUGGAAUACCCGCCGAUGUUGUUUGCUUUCGUUCAUGCAUCUCCUAUCACUCACAUCGAUCUAGCAAAAACUUCGUGGCGCCGGAGCAAACCGGUCCGUUUGCUGCGGAUGUGCUUUGUAUUAUACUACUCUACAUUGCGGUGGAUAUGCGAGAAAUUCUGCAGGUGAGUCAUACAUGUCGUUAUUGGCGGUUUUAUGCAAACUAUGCACCGCACUGGACGUACUACCGUCGUACUGACUGGGGGCGGCGCAUCAAGGAUCUGCCACGUUACAUCCGUAAGGUGGUUGUGAAGCCAAAGAUUGUCACGCAAGAGGAAUACUUUCGCGAGCGUAGAAAAGUACAGCGGGCGCAGCGACGUGAGGAGAUUAUGGGCACAGCGCGACAUGUGCGUUGGUGCGUCGCUAUUGCUUUCCUUAGCGCAAGUGCCUGUACGACGAAUUUUUUUGUGGCGUAUUUAUUGGGUUUUUUUCCGACGGUGCUACGCAAUGAUAGGAGUCUCGGCACUGUGACGUUUUUACUGAUGGUGAUAUUGGUUGUGCUGGAGGUCACGGUUGUGAUUGUUCCCCUUGGCGGUGCCACAUCUGCGUCAGAGAAGCAGAACAUGAUGCGUCUUAUUGCAUGGGGGCUCUUUUUGCUUUUUACGGCGUGUUUCUUUGGGACAAUUUCCUCCCUUGCCAUGGCACGUGUGCAGAGCACCGGCCACGUUAUUUCCGGCACGGUGCUUGAUUUCACCAAGGAGACGGAGUGUGGUGUCAUGGAAGCGCACUACAAUCCUUCUUUUGUACUUCUUCCAACAAAAAUAGCGGAUAUCCGUUGGCGUCCAAUAACAAUGGAUGAUACUGAACGGAAAUUUAUCCCGUAUUGUAUUUCUCACUUCAAUGAAACUAUUUGUUAUGUCCUUCUUUAUUUUGAUGGAUUUUACCGUUCGAAUAUCUUUAAUAACGCCAGUGCCGUGGUGACAAAGGAUAUCGGUACACGUACGGCGUUGGGUUUUGAUCCAAUGGAUAAUAGUACAGAUCACUGGUGUACCAUUGGGAGCCGGCCGCAAGUUAUUGCGCUCACAGAGUCCGUAUACGCUCAUGUCAGGGAGGAGGUAAAUCGUUAUUUCCCCGAUGAGGUGUACACCAACCCCAUUCUUCGCCCUCAGCAGAGAGGUAAAAUUAGUUACAUCUGCAGUAUGGACUACGCGCGUGCGGCGACGGAAGACAGCCCGGGUUCAACGCGCAUGUGGUAUAAACACGCUCACCCUUGGCGGAGACAUCGUAUCCCACUUUCAACGGAUAUCACUGGACUUUCAGAAGAAUUUGAGGAGACGCAUGAUCACUAUGUACAUUAUGCUUUUGGUUGUUAUAUCAUCACCUCUGUUCUUUGGGCGGUGAUGUUAAUUAUGCAAUGCUUUACAAGAGAGCAAGCACUUAUGGUGUUGGGAGUUACAACCACCGUCACCCUUGCGCUAAUGAACCCAAUCAUAAUGGUAUUAGCAGGUGCCCUCUGCGUGAAGGUACCGGAACGCUUUUUCAUGUGUAAUGCGUCUUCGGGUGGGUCAUUAAUAGGUGGAGGUUUGUUUAUUUCUGCUGUUCUUGCUGCCCUUUAUGUCUGCUUUUCCUGA
This is a messenger RNA of Trypanosoma cruzi, 1914 nucleotides long. RefSeq lists its product as uncharacterized. The transcript has a single exon. Gene Ontology annotation, molecular function: protein binding. The record is from RefSeq and is a predicted model, not a curated record. NCBI's taxonomy places the organism in Eukaryota, Euglenozoa, Kinetoplastea, Trypanosomatida, Trypanosomatidae. The coding region runs from base 1 to 1914 and encodes 637 amino acids.